Messenger RNA from Pecten maximus, 1523 nucleotides. Its product is annotated as plexin-B2-like. The transcript is spliced from 2 exons. The coding region runs from base 395 to 1507 and encodes 370 amino acids. The record is from RefSeq and is a predicted model, not a curated record. Gene Ontology annotation, molecular function: protein binding; semaphorin receptor activity. Lineage: Eukaryota; Metazoa; Mollusca; Bivalvia; Pectinida; Pectinidae. Gene Ontology annotation, cellular component: semaphorin receptor complex. Gene Ontology annotation, biological process: semaphorin-plexin signaling pathway involved in axon guidance; regulation of cell migration.
GACAGAUGUCGCCUGCUAAACAAACCAGGAAGUUUUUCGACAACAUCGAGAAAACACUUUCGGAUAACUUUUUAAUGUGUUCAGGGAGGAAAACUUGUGAAGCAAAACUACAAAUUAACAGAAGAGAAAGAGAAGUGAAGGGUAAAUAGCAUCUUGUGCUGUGGACAAUAUAAACUUUAAUGAAGGAGCUCCAUCAGUGUUUUGAGAUCUAAAAAAAUGAAUUCAUUUUCAGAUAUUGAAACUAGAUAUCAAAUAUUAAACAAUUCUUUUUUUAUUGAAUAUUAAGUGGAUAUUUUAUUUAAUCUGAGAGUUGUGAAGUGAAGUCGAUGAAAGUGAAUGGUUCUGCUGCAUAUAGGAUUUGCCUUUGCUGUUAGAAUCACAAGGAAGACAUAUCAUGGAGUGUUCUUGGCUUCGGACAACUCUGGUGGCUUUCAUUCUAUAUAUUGAAUGUGUUUGCAGCAUGAAAACAUUUUAUCCCAAAAACACAACCACAGUGUUAAGGAAAAUAGCAGUAGACAGUACAGGCAGAAACCUCUACGUUGGAGGUAUAAACAUGCUGUAUCAUCUGAAUGCAGACAUGACGGAGGAGAUAGGAGUUGUGCAAACAGGGCCACAGAAGGACUCAAAAACAUGUUUGAGAGACAACGUGAAUGACGGAAAGAGCACCUGUGACAUUAAGUUGUAUGAUGAUUACAUCCAGUUAUUACAGGUGUAUGAGUCUGGUGGUGUACUUAUUACGUGUGGAACACUUUCUCUCGGUAAAUGUGUGGGCAGGGAUCUACACAAUAUUUCCAAUGUAAACUAUACCAGCGAUGCCUAUGUUUUUGUUAACACGGAGGAGACAGAUUCUACUGAAAGUGUUAUAGCGACGGUUGAGACACAAUCGAUUCUCUUUGUGGGCAAAUCUUACGUUGAAACAACAGAUUAUCUUGAACAAACACACGAAGGAGUGAAGAAUCUUAUCGAUGGAGUACAGCUGGAAGGAGAUGAUUUUUUGAGAUCAUUCGAGACUAACAGUGGUCAACGCCCAUUUCUUAUCAGAAGAAAAAAAAACACCUUAAGCAAAUAUGCAUCUUUUGUCAAAGGUGUCUUUUAUAUGAACAAUUCAAACUCUGUAUACACACUUCUUCAGAUAAAAACAAAAACAACGCAAAUGUCUGUGUCCAAGAUUUCUAAAAUUUGUGCAAAUAACACAGGGACACACAACAGCUAUGAAGACUUUCCGAUCAACUGUACUGGUUUUCCUUAUGUCCAAGGUGGAACUGUCAUUAAGCAUGAACAGGGCGAGGUGUUAGUUACACUCUUCUCAUCAACUGAGUAUAUCACGGAAACAACUCCAUGUGCUGUAUGUGUCUAUACAGAAGAUGAACUACUCGAGGGUUUCAGAGAGUCACGCAUUCGUCCUCCAGUCUGUGACAAUGAAAUGGCUUAUCAAGUAGAUUAUCUUGAAAUGACGCAGGGAUCGGAAGACUUGUCCAAACUGUUCAGUUCAGGUAAAAAAAUAUAGACAUAGGUUAAUGAAU